AGAGGCAAGUUUGCAGUGGUCAAGCAGUGCAAACACAAGAAGACCAACAUGGAGUAUGCUGCUAAGUUCAUCAGGAAGAGGAGAAAAGGUGAAGAUUGUCGGAAAGAGAUCCUUCAUGAAAUUCGAAUGCUCCAUCUCACGCUACCUCACUCCAAUUUCGUUCACCUGAAUGAGGUGUACGAAACCAAGAACGAAAUGAUACUCGUCACUGAACUAGUUAGAGGUGGAGAACUGUACCAGCACAUAGCAGCAGACACCAAGAUUGAUGAAGAAGUUACAGUGAAGAUUAUGAGGCAGGUCUUACUAGGAGUGCAGUUUCUACAUUCACACAACAUAGCACACCUCGAUAUCAAGCCGCAGAACAUCCUGCUAACGACCAACCACCUCUGCAAUAGCGACAUCAAAUUGUGUGACCUUGGCCUUGCCAGAAACUUUAACGGCCACGAAGAUCUCUUUGAAAUCAUCGGAACACCUGAUUACGUUGCCCCAGAGAUAUUGGACUACCAAAAGUUGAACGCCACAUGUGAUAUGUGGAGCGUUGGAGUGCUAUCUUACGUAAUGCUCUCCGGAUGUUCCCCGUUUGCUGGGAAUACGAACCAGGAAACAUUCCUGAACAUAUCACAAGUCAAUCUCGAGUUUCCGGAUUAUCUAUUUUCCGGCAUAUCAUCGUCGGCAGUUGAUUUCAUAAAGAGACUUCUUGUCAAAGAACCAGAAGACAGGAUGACCGUUGAACAGUGCCUAGAACACUCCUGGCUCAGGCAAUUCUCCAUCUCAUCGCCCACCGAACACGAACCGGUAAAAAAAUCUAGAUUAGGACUGGAAGGAGGGAGAGGAUUAGACGAGGUCGGCAGUAGCUGCAGCAGCAGUAAUGGCGUCAGCAACUUCAACAAUAUCCCAGGCACAAACGAACUAAAUUUUUCCAAUGUAAUGAAAUUUCAAUUGGGCGAAUCACUCGCGAAUGAUGGCGCUCACAACAACAACAACAAUGAAAAUAAUAAUAUCAAUAACUGUAACAAUAGUAAUAAUAAUAAAAUCGGUAAUGACGUCAUACAUACUUACGUCCAGAUUAAGCGCUCCAAUUCGUUGAACACUUUAAAGACGUUCUCAACCACUUCAAGCACUGCUAGCAAUCGCGUUGAUAGUUGCAGUAGCAGCUACAGUAGUAACAAUACUUGUUGUUCUACUACUAGCAAUAAUAGUAGUAGCAGCUGUGGUAGUAGUAGUAGUAGUGGUAGUAGUACUACAUGCGAAAGUAAAUCAUCACUUGUUAAGAACUCACAGAGUUGCAGCUGCAAAGAGAAUUUAUCUACAAAUAACAAUUUGCUUUUUUGGUCACUGCCUAGUAGUAAUAUUACUCACAGUUCUAUGAAUACUGCCAUUACUUUAAACACUAACUUCAAUAAUAUAGUACCAAACACUAUUCAUGAAUUAGCAAAUAGAGUAAAUAUUCAUUCAAACAGUAGUAGUAGUAGUAGUAGUAGUAGUAGUAGUAGUAGUAGUAGUAGUAGUAGUAGUAGUAGUAGUAGUAGUAGUAGUAGUAGUAGUAACAUUAAGAGCAGUGGUAGUAGUAGUAAUAUUAGUGGUAGUAUUAGUAAUGUUACUAAAGUUAAUAGUAAUUUGUUUGUACCUAAGCCUUUUGAGCCUUUGGGAAUUCCUGCCUGAGUUAUUUUUAGAAAUUUCGAACCUUUAUUCAAAUUCAAUGCUAUUAUAUUUUAAAUGGAAAAAUAAUUCUUUUUUGUUUUUAUUUUUUCUUUGUUUUAAUUUUUUGUUUGUUUGUUUGUUUUUGUAUGGAAUCUUUCAUUUUAGUUUUAUUUUUAUAAAUUUUUCAAUUUAUAUUUUCAUACUUUUUUUUCAUCUCCUUACAUUUAAAAGAUUGUUUUGUAUUGAAUGUGUAU
Molecule: messenger RNA, 1895 nt
Organism: Helobdella robusta
Lineage: Eukaryota; Metazoa; Annelida; Clitellata; Rhynchobdellida; Glossiphoniidae
Exons: 7
Coding region: 49-1662 (537 amino acids)
Biological process (GO): protein phosphorylation; positive regulation of apoptotic process; intracellular signal transduction
Cellular component (GO): nucleus
Molecular function (GO): protein serine/threonine kinase activity; ATP binding
Source: RefSeq, a predicted model, not a curated record